AUGGAAAAUUUGCAAUUGAACGCCAGAACACUGCUGACAGUGGCAGCGUCUCUCAUUGCACUGCGCAUCACUUUCACCGUCGUCUACCGCCUGUAUCUAUCGCCUCUAGCAAAGAUACCGGGACCAAGAUUAGCAGCUCUCACUUUCUUCUAUGAGUUCUACUACGAUGUCGUCAAACGAGGCAAAUUCCUCUGGAAGAUUCAAGAACUUCAUCGUCAGUAUGGUCCCAUUGUGAGGAUAAACCCUUACGAGGUCCAUAUCAACGAUGAUAGCUUCUACGAUGAAAUCUACGCCAGUGGUCCUCAUCAUCCUCGCAACAAAAUCCGUUUCAUGUCUACCCAUGAUGAGAGCAUGUUUGACAGUUAUGCUGCCGAAACCCAUCGAGUUCGACGGGCUGCAUUGUCUGGAUCGUUCUCAAAGCAGUCUAUCCGUGCUCUUGAGCCGCAGAUCCUACAAACCAUUCACCAACUCGCUGGCAGGAUGAGCUCACUCAGGGAGAGUGGAGAGGUUGUAAAUUUCAAAGCUCUCUACAGCGGUCUUACCAUGGAUGUCAUUGCUCAAUAUUGCUUUGGCGAGAGCAUGGAUAACAUGAAGCAAGACCAGUUCGGCAAAGAGCUAUUGGACUUCUUUCAUGAGAUGCCUCAAGCCCAUCCGAUUGGACGCAUGUUUCCAUGGCUGUUUGAUAUCAUCCAAAAGAUUCCCAUCAGCUAUCUUGCAAAGCUUGAUCCAAAGCUACAGCCACUGGCUGACUACGACAAGAAGAUCUCUGGUCAAAUCUCAAAUGUCCUGGCAAAAGAGAAGAAGGACGGGAUUAGAACUGUCUUUCAUGAGAUGAGAGAUAGCAAGCAACUGCCCGAAGCGGAUAAGACUCUGGAGAGGUUCAAGUCUGAGGCGGCUAUCUUUCUGGGUGCUGGUACUGAGACGACGGCUGCGGCGUUGACGACGCUGAGUUUUCAUCUUACGGAGAAUCCGGACAUGCUUACUACGCUGAGGAAGGAACUAGAAACAGUAACAGCAGAUGCAAGUUCACCCAUCACUGUUGCGAAACUUGAGCCUCUCCCAUACCUGACUGGAGUUAUACAAGAAGGUAUCAGGCUCUCAUUCGGUGUUCCUGGACGCCUACCUCGGUAUGCACCAACGGAAGAUCUUGUUUAUGCCGGAUACAAACUGCCUCGAGGAACUCGCAUGAGUUCAUCCUCAUAUCUCAUUGAUACAAACGAGGAACACUAUCCAGAUCCUUUCAAGUUUGACCCAGAACGCUGGAUGCAUGGUAAAACCAGUCUGAGCCGCCACUUUGUGCCUUUUUGCAGAGGAAGUCGUCAGUGCAUUGGUAUGAACCUCGCAUAUGCUGAGCUGUAUCUCACUGUUGCGACCAUCUUCUCCAGGUUUGAUCUUGAGCUGGUUGGCACGACGAAGAGGGAUGUGGAGAUUGCUCAUGAUUUCUUUGUGGGUAUGCCGCCGUUGGAUUCGAAAGGUGUCAUGGUCAUGGUUGUGAAGGAUCGCAGUGAAUAG
Fusarium oxysporum Fo47 is the source of this 1512-nucleotide messenger RNA. RefSeq names its product cytochrome P450. The transcript is spliced from 3 exons. NCBI's taxonomy places the organism in Eukaryota, Fungi, Ascomycota, Sordariomycetes, Hypocreales, Nectriaceae. Bases 1 to 1512 code for a protein of 503 amino acids. Gene Ontology annotation, molecular function: oxidoreductase activity, acting on paired donors, with incorporation or reduction of molecular oxygen; iron ion binding; monooxygenase activity. The record is from RefSeq and is a predicted model, not a curated record.